AUGUACAUUUAUCGACAGUUUCUCCCGCGAUUUUCGGCGUGUUUCGACCUAUUUUUAAAGAGGGAACGGGACGAUGAAGGCCCUUUUUCCCGAUUAAUUCCACAUGAGACAUAUUUUCGAUAGUUCAGCACAUUGAAAUUUAUAGGUAAUGUUGUAAACUUACGAAUAG
This is a messenger RNA of Phyllotreta striolata, 169 nucleotides long. NCBI's taxonomy places the organism in Eukaryota, Metazoa, Arthropoda, Insecta, Coleoptera, Chrysomelidae. The record is from the annotation of a GenBank genome assembly.